Molecule: messenger RNA, 7700 nt
Organism: Gossypium arboreum
Lineage: Eukaryota; Viridiplantae; Streptophyta; Magnoliopsida; Malvales; Malvaceae
Product: acetyl-CoA carboxylase 1-like
Exons: 32
Coding region: 453-7259 (2268 amino acids)
Biological process (GO): fatty acid biosynthetic process
Molecular function (GO): ATP binding; metal ion binding; acetyl-CoA carboxylase activity
Source: RefSeq, a predicted model, not a curated record
CAGUAAGGUGGUAGAUGGCAACUACAACAGUCUAUCUAAAAUGACCAUAAUUACAUAAAAAAAAAAAAGGGAGGAGAUUGAGAGAGAGAAAGAGAAGGUUUGGGGGGUUGUGGCAGGGGCAGGUACCACGUGCUGGGUGUCAUUAAAAGGGCCGUUAAAGGCUCUUUAAAGAACUCACCUCCCUUCCGCUACCCCCAAAUCUAACUCUCUUCUAACACUUAACUGCUCUUGUUUACAAUUCUUCUUCUUUUUUUCUUUUUAUCAUUGCUUUGCAUGUUGUGAAUUCAAAACACACAUUUUGUUUCGUCUUUUUGAUCCUCUUUGUCUCUUUCCUUUCUUUUCGCCAAAGAUAAAUUUAAAAAGUAUAAAUACUUCAAGCCCAUAUACCAAUUUUAAACACUUUGUUUUGCUCCCCAACCUUCCUGGAUUGAAGUUCCUUCUAUUCUCUCAGCAUGUUAGAGGCCCAAAGGUCAGCUAUGGCUGGUGUUGGGCGUGGAAACAAUGGAUACAUAAAUGGGGUGUUGCCGAUCAGGAGCCCUGCUACAAUAAGUGAAGUAGAUGAAUUCUGCUAUGCACUUGGAGGGAAGAAGCCAAUUCAUAGUAUAUUAAUUGCAAACAAUGGAAUGGCAGCUGUCAAAUUUAUACGUAGUAUUAGGACUUGGGCUUAUGAGACAUUUGGCACGGAAAAGGCGAUCUUGUUGGUGGCCAUGGCCACUCCCGAGGACAUGAGAAUCAAUGCAGAGCAUAUUAGAAUUGCUGAUCAAUUUGUUGAAGUUCCUGGUGGGACAAAUAAUAAUAACUAUGCCAAUGUGCAGCUUAUCGUAGAGAUGGCUGAGAUAACACAUGUUGAUGCUGUUUGGCCUGGCUGGGGUCAUGCAUCAGAAAACCCUGAGCUCCCAGACGCACUGAAUGCAAAGGGAAUAGUUUUUCUUGGGCCACCAUCCAUAUCUAUGGCAGCAUUGGGUGAUAAGAUUGGUUCAUCAUUGAUUGCUCAAGCAGCAGAUGUGCCCACCCUUCCGUGGAGUGGCUCUCAUGUGAAAAUUCCAGCAGACAGUUGCCUAGUUUCAAUUCCAGAUGAAAUAUAUAGUAAAGCAUGUGUUUAUACAACAGAGGAAGCAAUUGCAAGUUGUCAAGUUGUUGGUUAUCCUGCAAUGAUCAAGGCCUCUUGGGGUGGUGGUGGUAAAGGCAUAAGAAAGGUUCAUAAUGAUGAUGAAGUUAGAGCACUAUUCAAACAAGUGCAAGGUGAAGUUCCAGGUUCACCUAUAUUUAUAAUGAAAGUUGCUUCUCAGAGUCGCCAUUUAGAAGUCCAGUUACUCUGUGAUCAGUAUGGGAAUGUCGCAGCUUUGCAUAGUCGGGACUGUAGUGUUCAGAGGCGUCACCAGAAGAUUAUUGAGGAGGGUCCAAUUACUGUAGCUCCGUUGGAGACUGUGAAAAAGCUAGAGCAAGCAGCUAGAAGAUUAGCUAAAUCUGUUAGUUAUGUUGGAGCAGCUACUGUUGAAUACCUGUACAGUAUGGAAACUGGCGAGUACUACUUUCUAGAGCUCAACCCUCGGUUACAGGUGGAGCACCCCGUCACUGAGUGGAUUGCUGAAGUUAAUCUGCCAGCUGCCCAAGUUGCAGUUGGGAUGGGUAUCCCUCUCUGGAAAAUUCCUGAAAUACGGCGAUUCUAUGGAAUGGAACAUGGUGCGGGUUAUGAUGCAUGGAGGAAAACAUCUGUUGUCGCCACUAGUUUUGAUUUUGACAAGGCAGAGUCAACUAGGCCUAAAGGUCAUUGUGUAGCUGUGCGUGUUACAAGUGAGGAUCCAGAUGAUGGGUUUAAACCUACGAGUGGAAAAGUGCAGGAGUUGAGUUUUAAAAGCAAGCCAAAUGUGUGGGCUUACUUCUCUGUGAAGUCAGGAGGAGGCAUUCAUGAAUUUUCAGAUUCUCAGUUUGGACAUGUCUUUGCCUUCGGGGAAUCCAGAGCUCUAGCUAUAGCAAAUAUGGUUCUUGGGUUGAAAGAAAUUCAAAUCCGUGGAGAAAUUCGUACUAAUGUUGAUUAUACAAUUGACCUUUUACAUGCUUCAGAUUACAGAGAAAAUAAAAUCCACACAGGUUGGUUGGACAGUAGAAUUGCUAUGCGAGUUAGAGCAGAAAGGCCUCCUUGGUAUCUCUCAGUUGUUGGAGGAGCUCUCUAUAAAGCAUCAGCGAGCAGUGCAGCUAUGGUUUCAGAUUAUAUUGGUUAUCUAGAAAAGGGUCAAAUCCCUCCCAAGCACAUAUCACUUGUGCAUUCUCAAGUGUCCUUGAACAUUGAAGGAAGCAAAUACACGAUUGACAUGGUUAGGGGGGGACAAGGAAGUUAUAGGUUGAAGAUGAAUCAAUCAGAGAUUGAAGCAGAGAUACAUACAUUAAGAGAUGGUGGUCUAUUGAUGCAGUUGGACGGGAACAGUCAUGUUAUUUAUGCUGAGGAAGAAGCUGCUGGUACUCGCCUUCUAAUUGAUGGAAGGACUUGCUUGCUGCAGAAUGAUCAUGACCCUUCAAAAUUAGUGGCAGAAACACCAUGCAAACUGCUGAGGUUUUUGGUUUCUGAUGGUAGUCGUAUAGAUGCUGACACACCAUAUGCAGAGGUUGAGGUCAUGAAAAUGUGUAUGCCUCUUCUUUCUCCUGCUUCUGGAAUUAUUCAAAUCAAAAUUUCUGAAGGUCAAGCCUUGCAGGCUGGUGAGCUCAUUGCUAGGCUUGAUCUGGAUGAUCCUUCAGCUGUUAGGAAAGCUGAACCAUUCCAUGGGAGCUUCCCUGUACUAGGGCCUCCCACUGCAAUUUCUGGCAAAGUGCAUCAGAGAUGUGCUGCCAGUAUAAAUGCAGCCCGCAUGAUCCUUGCUGGUUAUGAGCAUAAUAUUGAUGAAGUAGUUCAAAGCCUCCUAAAUUGUCUUGACAGUCCUGAGUUGCCUUUCCUCCAAUGGCAAGAAUGCAUGUCUGUUCUAGCAGCCAGGCUUCCCAAAAAUCUUAAAAAUGAGCUUGAAUCAAAGUAUAAAGGGUUUGAAGCUAUUUCUAGCUCCAUGAAUGUUGACUUUCCUGCCAAAUUAUUGAAAGGAGUCCUAGAACUCCAUUUAUCCAUCUGUCCUGAGAAAGAAAGAGGAUCCCUAGAAAGGCUUAUUGAGCCAUUGAUGAGCCUCGUGAAGUCUUAUGAGGGUGGAAGAGAGAGCCAUGCCCGUGUUAUUGUGCGGUCCCUUUUUGAAGAGUAUCUAUCUGUUGAAGAGUUAUUCAGCGACAACAUCCAGGCUGAUGUGAUCGAACGUCUUCGACUUCAGUAUAAGAAAGAUCUUUUGAAGGUUGUGGACAUCGUACUAUCUCAUCAGGGUGUCAAGAGUAAAAAUAAACUGAUUUUCAGACUCUUGGAACAACUUGUUUAUCCUAACCCUGCUGCAUACAGAGAUCAACUAAUUCGAUUCUCUGCAUUAAACCAUACAAGUUAUUCUGAGUUGGCACUGAAGGCAAGUCAAUUACUGGAGCAAACCAAAUUAAGCGAACUUCGCUCCAGCAUUGCUAGAAGCCUUUCUGAAUUAGAAAUGUUUACUGAGGAUGGUGAAACUAUGGACACUCCCAAGAGAAAAAGUGCCAUUAAUGAAAGAAUGGAGGCUCUUGUAGGUGCUCCUUUAGCUGUUGAAGAUGCUCUUGUAGGCCUGUUUGAUCAUAGUGAUCACACCCUUCAGAGGCGGGUUGUAGAGACUUAUGUUCGGAGGCUAUACCAGCCUUAUCUUGUAAAGGGAAGUGUCCGGAUGCAAUGGCAUAGAUCUGGUCUUAUUGCUUCCUGGGAAUUCUUGGAAGAGCAUAUUGAGAGCAAGAAUGUGUCUGAAGAUCAAAUGUCUGAUGAACCAUUAGUUGAGAAACAUAGAGAGAGGAAAUGGGGAGCCAUGGUUAUAAUUAAAUCUCUCCAAUUUUUGCCUGCAAUUAUCAGUGCAACACUGAGGGAAACAACUCCUAACCUUCAUGAAGAAACUUCAAAUGGAUCCCUAGAACCAACUACCUUUGGAAACAUGAUGCAUAUAGCACUGGUGGGCAUCAACAAUCAGAUGAGUCUACUUCAGGAUAGUGGUGAUGAGGAUCAAGCUCAAGAGAGAAUCAAUAAGUUAGCAAAAAUACUUAAAGAUAAAGAGUUAGGGUCAAGUCUACGAUCUGCAGGUGUUAGAGUCAUUAGCUGUAUCAUACAGAGAGAUGAAGGGCGAACACCUAUGAGGCACUCGUUUCAUUGGUCAACUGAAAAGCUCUAUUACGAGGAAGAACCUCUUUUACGCCAUCUAGAACCUCCUCUAUCCAUAUACCUUGAAUUGGAUAAGCUUAAAGGUUACCAGAAUAUACAGUAUACACCAUCACGUGACCGCCAGUGGCAUUUAUACACUGUUGUUGACAAGCCAGUACCAAUUCAGAGGAUGUUCCUCAGAACACUUGUCAGGCAGCCUACUUCCGAUGAUGGGCUUACAGCAUAUCGGGGACUUGAUGUUGACAUGAUGCGUAGUCAGUCAGCUAUGUCUUUUACGUCAAGGAGCAUCUUGAGGUCCUUAAUGGGUGCAAUGGAGGAGUUGGAGAUUAACAUGCACAAUGCAACUCUAAAAUCUGACCAUGCACAUAUGUAUCUUUGCAUCUUACGAGAACAACAGAUAAAUGAUCUUGUGCCUUACCCCAAGAGAGUUGACCUAGAUGCUGGACAAGAAGAAGCUGGAGUAGAGUCAAUCUUAGAAGAACUGGCUCAGGAACUUCAUGCAUUUGUUGGUGUAAGAAUGCAUAAGUUGGGUGUUUGUGAGUGGGAAGUAAAGCUCUGGAUGGCAUCAUCUGGACAAGCAAAUGGUGCUUGGAGAAUUGUAGUGACGAAUGUGACAGGCCAGACAUGCACUUUACAUAUAUACCGAGAACUAGAAGAUACUAGCAAACACAGAGUCGUAUACCAUUCUCUUUCUGUAAGGGGUCCUCUGCAUGGUGUACCAGUUAAUGCUCAAUAUCAGGCUUUGGGUGUUCUUGACCGUAAACGUCUAUUGGCAAGGAAAAAUAAUACCACUUAUUGCUAUGACUUUCCAUUGGCAUUCGAGACUGCCUUGCAGCAGUCAUGGUCAUCCCAGUUCCCAGGUAUUAAAAGACCCAAAGUUAAACUUCUUCCUAAGGUUAUGGAGCUUGUAUUUGCUGACCAAAAGGGUAACUGGGGCACUCCCCUUGUUCCGAUUGAGCGCCAGCCUGGACUCAAUGAUGUUGGCAUGGUAGCCUGGUGCAUGGAAAUGUUCACUCCUGAGUUCCCUUCUGGAAGAACAAUAUUAGUAGUUGCGAAUGAUGUGACCUUCAAAGCUGGUUCUUUUGGCCCAAGAGAGGAUGCAUUCUUCCUUGCUGUAACUGAUCUUGCCUGCAGUAAGAAACUGCCUUUAAUUUAUUUGGCUGCUAACUCUGGUGCCCGUAUUGGGGUAGCUGAAGAAGUCAAAGCCUGUUUUAAAGUUGGUUGGUCUAAUGAAUCCAGCCCUGAGCGUGGUUUUCAGUAUGUCUACUUAACUUCUGAGGAUUAUACUAAGAUUGGAUCAUCAGUCAUUGCACAUGAGAUGAAGCUGGCCAGUGGAGAGAGCAGAUGGGUGAUAGAUACCAUUGUUGGGAAAGAGGAUGGUUUGGGAGUUGAGAACUUAACUGGUAGUGGGGCCAUUGCUGGUGCAUACUCUCGGGCAUACAAGGAAACCUUUACCCUAACAUAUGUGACUGGUAGAACUGUGGGAAUUGGUGCUUAUCUUGCUCGUCUUGGCAUGCGGUGCAUACAGAGACUCGAUCAACCCAUUAUUUUGACUGGUUUCUCAGCAUUGAACAAACUUCUAGGUCGUGAGGUGUACAGCUCCCACAUGCAACUUGGUGGACCUAAAAUCAUGGCAACAAAUGGGGUUGUCCAUCUCACAGUUUCAGAUGAUCUUGAAGGGGUGUCAGCCAUAUUGAACUGGCUAAGUUGCAUUCCUCCUCGUAUAGGUGGUCCACUUCCCAUUUUAAAUCCAUCAGAUCCUCCAGAAAGGCUUGUGGAGUACUUACCUGAAAAUUCGUGUGAUCCUCGGGCCGCUAUUUCUGGUGCUUUAGAUAGUAGUGGCAACUGGAAGGGAGGUAUUUUUGACAGGGAUAGCUUUGUGGAGACGCUUGAAGGUUGGGCUAGAACAGUUGUGACAGGAAGGGCAAAGCUUGGAGGAAUCCCUGUAGGAAUAGUUGCAGUUGAGACACAGACGGUGAUGCAGGUUAUCCCUGCUGAUCCAGGACAACUUGAUUCCCAUGAGAGAGUUGUCCCUCAAGCUGGACAGGUAUGGUUUCCAGAUUCUGCUACAAAGACAGCUCAGGCAAUAAUGGAUUUCAAUAGGGAAGAGCUUCCGCUUUUCAUUCUUGCCAAUUGGAGAGGCUUUUCUGGUGGGCAAAGGGAUCUUUUUGAGGGCAUCCUUCAAGCUGGAUCAACCAUUGUUGAGAAUCUUAGAACAUACAAACAACCUGUCUUUGUGUACAUUCCCAUGAUGGGUGAGCUCCGUGGUGGGGCAUGGGUAGUUGUGGACAGCCGGAUCAAUUCAGAUCAUAUUGAAAUGUAUGCUGAACGCACUGCUAAGGGUAAUGUACUUGAGCCAGAAGGAAUGAUUGAAAUCAAGUUUAGGACAAAGGAGCUACUGGAGUGCAUGGGCAGGCUUGACCAACAGCUUAUAAACAUGAAGGCAAAACUUCAGGAAGCAAAGAGCAAUGGAGCCCAUGCACAGAUGGAUUCUCUGCAGCAGCAAAUAAGAUCACGUGAGAAACAGCUUUUACCAGUAUACACCCAGAUAGCCACUAAAUUUGCCGAGCUUCAUGAUACUUCUCUGAGGAUGGCAGCGAAAGGGGUAAUAAAAGAAGUAGUUGACUGGGAUCGCUCACGAUCUUUCUUCUAUAGAAGAUUGCGCCGGAGAAUUGCUGAGAGUUCUCUGGUCAAAAUUGUAAAAGAUGCUGCUGGUGAUCAACUGUCGCAUAAAUCUGCAAUGGACUUGAUCAAGAAAUGGUUUUUGGAUUCCAGUGUUGCAAAGGGAAGAGAAGAUGCUUGGGUUAAUGAUGAAGCUUUCUUUUCAUGGAAGGAUGAUCUGGGUAAUUAUAGUGAGAAGCUACAAGAACUGCGGGUCCAAAAGGUAUUACUUCAGCUUACGAAUAUUGGCAAUUCAUCUUCAGAUAUACAAGCUCUACCUCAAGGUCUUGCUGCCCUUCUAAGCAAGAUGGAGCCAUCAAGCAGAAAACAAAUGGUUGAUGAACUUCGUAAGGUGCUCGGUUGAUUAAAUUACCUAUAAGAUCCUGGGUUUUCUCAUUCUUCUGCUACUUGCAUUAAUAUUUUGGUAACUUGCUGCCACACCUGGCGUGGAUCUUCUGUAACAAUUCACGUAGCUUCAUGAGAAGUGGAGGUGGCAGAGUCCUUGGUGCAGCCGGUAGCUUUUGUAAGUGUAAACUUAGCAGGUUGUAGUUGAUACGAGUAUUAGAUUUUGUGCCGCUAGGAAAUCAUUGGACAGUCUCAGUUUGAUCUGUUUGCUGCAGAUGUGAUGAAACUUUGCUCAUAUAUUAUUAAUUUUUGUAAUAAUGUGUAGGGAAGUAUCAAUUAUUCCUACUUGUGAAUGCAAAUUCUUUUAGGGUUGAGGAUAUUGUGCCACUUUGCUUCUUCUGCAUUGUUGGUGACUUGGCUUUGAUAUUUUUUAUCAUAGACAAUAAAUUUGGCUAGUAAA